This is a messenger RNA of Haemonchus placei, 507 nucleotides long. The record is from the annotation of a GenBank genome assembly. NCBI's taxonomy places the organism in Eukaryota, Metazoa, Nematoda, Chromadorea, Rhabditida, Trichostrongylidae.
AUGGCGCUGACUUGUGAUAAGUGUGGCCUCAAGACUAAUGAAGUGAAGAGCGGAGGAGCCAUAAAAGAUCACGGAUGUCGGCUGUCCUUAACUAUUCAAGAGGAUGUCGAUUUGGCUCGAGACGUUCUGAAGUCAGAUACGUGCUCGAUGGGAAUUCCAGAGCUCGAUCUUGAGGUGGGGCCAGGUGCAUUGUGUAGUCGUUUUACUACUGUCGAAGGUCUUCUCACAGCGACGAAGGAGCAACUAUCUUCUCAGUCAUCGUUCUUUAUGGGUGACAGCGCUUCCAGUGGUGAGAGGAGCCAAAUAGAGCAAUUUCUUGAACAGUUCGAUGAGAUUCUCGGUUUGAAAAGAAGUAUAACUCUAGUACUAGAUGAUCCAGCUGGCAACAGCUAUAUACAGAGCUUGAACGCUUCAAACGAGGAUUCGCGUUUGCGCAAAGAGUUCUACGACCGGACAUUCGAGCAGAAUGACGAACUGGGCCUGAAUGAUAUGAAGGUGACUUCUUGA